AUGAGAGUGGAAGAAGAGAGCCUCUUGAAGAUAAUCGGGUCGCCGUCACAACAUAAUGGAAGCCCAGAAUAUCAACUUGAUGCGCAAGAGUGCAAGGCUGAUGAGGGAAGUGACGGUGGCAGCAGCCCCGCAAAACUUCUGAGGCCCCCUAACAGCGUGGCACAAGCAGCAGCUGCACUGCCCAGGGCUCAUGUAGACGCAACAAUAUUCGUUCAAGAAGAGAAGACACCAACAGCAUGCAUAGACCCCCGAAAAAUUUUGGCUAUGCCUGCAAGAAAAGAGAUUCUAAGAGUAACGGAUAACAGGAUGAGCUCCGUAACGCAAAAAUCUCCCAGAAAGGAGGAUGCACUGUUGGAGCAAGAGUUAGGAAGCAAAGAGAGUGCAGUCGCUGAGUUAAGCUAUGAAAAGUUAGAGGGUGCAGAGGGCUCUCCAUGUGCGUCUUGCUGUUUUAGCAGUGAAGAGGCCGGGUACUACGUGAAUCACGCCGACGGAGAGAACAAGAGCAGUCAUAACACGGAACAGCGGGGCUUGCAAACGCAGCAGCAACAGCAGCAGCAACUAAUGCAGGAAAGCCAGGGUAUCUUGGCACAAGCGAUGAUACAGGAUUCACAGCAAGCUACACAGCAGCACCCACUUGGGGACCAAAUGCAUUCUGAAGAGCAUCAACUGCGUCCAACGCAGCAAGACCAGGAUGCAGAAGAGCAUCAGCAGCCACGAACGCAACAUGACAAAGAACCUGGUGAACCCCAGAAUGAAGUUCUGCAACGGCACAAGGAGCAGGAAGAAUGGUGGCAGCAGAACGAGUGGCGAAAGGAACAAGCGCACCAGCAGGUGCACAAAGAACGCACGAAGGAGCGGCACCAAGGUCGCGAGCUGCGGGCAGUGGAACAGCUAGAGCACGAACAAGAAGGUUGGAAGAGUCAAAGCGAAUGUACAAGACAGCAGCAGUGGGAAGGGAUGCAGCAAUGGGAGCAAUACAAGCGGCAGGAAGAGCUUCAGCCCGAGCAAGAGCAGCAUGAACAGGGGCAGCCAACGCAAAAAACCAGGGAUAAUCAACAGUUGCAAUGCCAGAAUCAACAAGCUGAGUUACUGUAUCAGGAUAGGGUGCUUGAGAAGGAGCUGCAGGAGCUUCCGACGCCACACCAGCAAAAGCGGGUGAAGCAACACAAAGAGCAGCAAGAUCAGCCGCUAGGAAAGCCUCCAAAGCAGGAACCUUUGAUGCAACAGAUCCAGAUGCAACAAAACCAGCAACAGAAAAUGAGUUCUUUAACUGAAGAGGACCAGCAACAGCAAAAGAAAUUGCAAGAUGAGCACACGCAGCAGCAAGAGCAGCAGCAGCAAGAGCAGCACCACCAGCACCAGCAGCACCAAAAAGAGAGACGGCAUUCGGCUCAGCAGCAAGAGCGGCAGGUGCAAAAGACGUGUCCAGAGGGCAAGGAGCAUAGAAGAUUUGGCGAGAGGCAGCAGCAUUUACAUGGAGUGCUUAGCAAAGAGCAGCAGCAAGGGCCCAUGCAACAUCAAAAACUUCAGCAUUUUGAGCAACGCCAAGCAAAGCAAAAUCAGCAAGCGUACUGCAUAAGUAAUGAAGAGCAGCAGCACGAAUUUAUGCGGCAGCAAAGUGAUCAAUCUUCUGAGCAGUGUUACCCACUGCAGCAGGAGCAGCAGCGCCAACAACAAGUGCAUUGCAUGGCUGAAGAGACAAGGCAGUACGAAUGCUCACAACAUCAAAAGCGGCAUCAUUUCGUGCGACAUAAGGAGCCAGAGCAGCACGAGGUGCAGGAACAGACAAUGCAGCAACAGCAACAACACCAGCAGCAGCAAGUGGAGCUUUUCCUCAGAGAACAGCAACAGCAUGAGUCUUCGCUGCAUCGAAACCAAGACACUUCUACACUAGAGCAGCAGCAGCAACAGAUCCAACGGCAGAGGCAGCAGCAGCAGCUGCUGCUGCAGCGUACAUCCCGGUUCAUUUCUUCAGCUGAAAUACAACGUGCAAAAUUGCCAGUAAUCGAGCCCGGGGAAUUCUGUGGACUGGACGGCCAUUUUGGGGAUGCUAGCAGCGGGGAGGCCAGAGACGAAUUUGGGGGAUCCCCGGGAGCACUACCGUCGAUGGGCAUUGCAGGCUCCGUGAGCCCAGGGAUGCUGAUGGUCUCCAGGAGCAGUACAACAUCUGAUUUGCAGCUGCAGACCGAAACGUUACAGCUACUACCGUCAGGAAGCGGCCAGGAUAACAUGCCUGCAGUGGGACCUCUGACAGUGGCUACAGCUUUGGCAACCGCUGACGGGCGGCUGGGAGAAGAAGGAGAGUUUUUGACACCAAUGGAGGCUGCGGAGCGUGCUGCAGAGUUUGCUUUGGCUGCUGAAAUGGCGGCUCGUCGCGCAACAGAGCUAGAAGACGGGCAACAACCUGAUACUGCAGAGGGGAACCUGAGGUGCCUGAGGGCAGACCUCGUGCAAUCAUCUCCUCUGUGUUUGAUGCCAGAGGCGUCUGCUGAUGAUUCCAGUUCCCUCCAGUUCUUCCUGUCCAAUCGUAGGACCCUCAACAGAAAAAGAAGAAGCGGUGAUGCAGCUGGUGGUGCGGCGGCGCCAUCGACCACAGCAGCAGCAGGGCUCCUUCCCAGGGCCCUGGCGCUGCCCUCUGGCAGCUGCGCGCCUCUUAUUGAAGAGGGACAAGAGAAUAAAGAUUCAGCUAAGGCAGCAGCUCAAUACUAUUCAGUCUGUGCCAUCCAAGCUGCGGGUUUGGCGGUUGCUGGAUGUAUGCAGUCCCUCCAGGGGUGUCCGUCAGUUCUGGUGCAGACCAGGCUAGCCGAGCAGUUGCAGCAGCUACUACAAAAUGAAGCUCCAGGCCUUGCCCCACUCCCUCAAGGACUACCAGGAAGCAACAGGACACAGAAAGAUGCCGGCGGCAACGGAGAGAAAGCAUCGGAGGCUGAAGGAGGUCUUCAAGCUGAAGCCAGCCAGGCUGAUGUGCCCCCACUGUGCCAGUCAUCUACUACCAGUAGCGUCAGCAAGUCCAGGCACCAGCACUCCCUGCAGCAUCCACAGCAAGGAAAACAAUUUCAAAAGGAAGCUUUAGACGGUAGCGCACAAAAACAGCGCGAGCUGAAUGAGCAGGCACGAGAGCUGCAAAAGCAGCAACGGAUCUCAGAGGAGUUGCAACGGACGGCGAUGGAACAAAAGCUGCACGCGCAGCAAGAGCUGCAGCAGGCUUUGCUGCAGCAACAGGAAGCACAGCAAUUGUUGGCACUGAUGCGUCAAAGAGAAGAAGACCUCAGUCAGCAGAGAGAGCAGCUGGAGAUGCAGCAGGAGGUGCAGAGAAGGCUGCAGCAAGAGCUGCAUAUGCGAGGUGUGCAUCAGCGGCAGCAAGAAGUGCUGCAGCAGCAAAUGCAACAGCAGCAACAAAUGAGGCAUCAUCAGCAGCGCCAGCAGCUGCAGCAUGAAGAGAUGCUUGCGCAAAUGAAGCAACAGCUACUGGAGCAGCAGCUGUUGAGUCAUCAGCAAGUUGUGGCAGACUUCGAAAAGAAAGCAGCUGACCAGCUGCGACAGAGGGAGUUGCUGCAACAGCAGCUGCACCUCCAACUGGAGGAUCUCAGGCUUCGGGAUCAGCAGCAGAAACGACAAGAGGAAGAGCUGAGGCAGCGGCAGCACCAAUUAGAGCAACUUGAGAACCAAUUAACGCUGCGAGAGAAGCAAAUACAGCAACAGCAGGACGAGCACCAGGCAAGGGAGCAUCAGCUACAGCAACAGCAGCAAAAAGCAGAGGAAGAACAUUUGCAGAAGAAAGUCAGAUUAGAACAGAUUGAGAAGGAAAUCAGCCAAAAGGCGGCAAAUGUUUCUGCUGCAGCAGCGGCUGCGGCUGCUGCGAUAGACUCCCCAGAUGGGAGUCAGCCAGUUUUCUCGUUCGUCACUUCGCUGGCGUCAAAAGGGGAAGACACCAUACAUGAGAUGCAGCAACUUGAGCAAAACCUCGUGAAUUUGUGCCUUGGGUAUCUGCAGCAGCGCAAGAGGCAUUUGGCGCUUCUACGGAAGCCACUAGAAACUGAAGGCAAGCUCCUCAGGCUGGCGGCUGCAGAUCCACAAGCUCCAGGGCAUGUUGCUGCAACGGCAGCACGGCCUGCUGCUGGUGUUGCUAUACCUAGAGCAGCACCAGCGGACGUUUCAGGUACCUUUGACGCCUCAUCUGAGGGCCAGUGCAGACUCGUAGCUUCCAAGUUGAAGGCCUGGAAUGCAGCUGCAAGGCAAGUGGCAACACUUGCCGAUGAGCACAAUCACGUGUUUGAUCUCAAAAUUCAGAUGCUUAUGUGUGUCCGUUUUGCCUUGCUAGCCCUAACAAGGCGGGCCAACUAUCUUGCCGGUCCAGGGGCCCGCGGCGCAUCUCCUGGUGAUACAUCCCAAGAAGCGUUGGCUAGACCCGCUGUUGCCUCCGUUGCGCCUGUUGCCAUUGGCAAGUGGUUCCUGCCUAGCCAGCCGCAGCCUUGCGUUACCUUAGACCCGAUUCAACAAAUGAGCCACAGCAGCUCAGGCCCCGCAACCACUGCUGCGGGUUUUCCUGAGUUGACUCUACAGACAACCAAUUGCCAGGGCCUCAACACAGCAGCAACGCCUGCAGUUGCGCCUUCAGCGCCGCCAGAAGGGCUAGCAGAUCAACCGUGGCAGGUUCGAGCCUCGGAGUCUGCAGCUGAAGCAGUUUCUGGCGGUCCAGCUGUAGCAACAUCACAAAUCUUGCACCAGCAGCAAAGUGGACGGAGCAACCGAGUCGAAGAAAGCAGCACGGUUGGCUAUGGCAGGGCAUCAACAGUGACAGAUGGGCCCCCUGAGCGCUUAAGGUCAAGCCCUUCGGAGGUCUUCCGCCGCCUGCCUUCGGGAUUGAACGUGGGAGAUUUAUCUGUGCUGGGGUUCACUGGAACGGCAGUUGCCGAAACCCCUGCAGGAUUUCUUGAUGGGCCACUUGGGGAGGCAUCCCAUGGACACAGUGGAGUUCCAAAAGUUGUGCCCACUCCCGCAUUUAGCAGCAACCCUCCCUUCCAGCUGGCCACGCUGAAUGGUGUACGGACACCUCAAGGUCAGAUGAUCCCCAUGCUAACUCCUAGGAAAGUGCCUCCAUUGCCUGUGGGCUCGUUAGCCCGUCGAGGUGAAGCCGCUGCUACGGCUGCUGCUGCAACUGUAGCAGCAGCUGGACGGGAAUGGGGAACUCCUCGGCUGCAGCUGCAGAGGAGGCAGCAAGUAUCUCCCCUACGACCGUCCCAGGGCCUACCCUACAGAAGCUGA
Molecule: messenger RNA, 5265 nt
Organism: Eimeria tenella
Lineage: Eukaryota; Apicomplexa; Conoidasida; Eucoccidiorida; Eimeriidae
Exons: 3
Coding region: 1-5265 (1754 amino acids)
Source: RefSeq, a predicted model, not a curated record